Penicillium verhagenii is the source of this 273-nucleotide messenger RNA. RefSeq lists its product as uncharacterized. NCBI's taxonomy places the organism in Eukaryota, Fungi, Ascomycota, Eurotiomycetes, Eurotiales, Aspergillaceae. The coding region runs from base 1 to 273 and encodes 90 amino acids. The transcript has a single exon. The record is from RefSeq and is a predicted model, not a curated record.
AUGGCCAACACUCCUCUUCAAGCUAUCUACACCGCUCCAGAUGCCACAAAGUCUUUCCAGCAUGCAAUCCCUGUGACUACCUCCAAUACUCUCGCCGCCAAGCACACCCACCUGACUGCCCUCCAAUCGAUGAUCCCCAAGCUUCAGGACGAGAUCAACGUCUUCUUAACCGCGCGUAUGGAAGAGGAUAAAAAGGCAGAAGGACAAACCUCAGAGAAGGAAUCUAAGGAGGAGGAGAACUACGGCGAGGAGAUUGUCGAAGACGAUGCCUGA